AUGAAUGUUCUGACUGAAAAACAACUCUACGAGAGCUGUCGUCCCGUUCUCGGUUGCCAUUAUGUAGCGUGCUCCGUAUACGUCCCACAAGCCUUCAUAUUUGAAGGCUGGAGCGUUGAAAUGGAGCGGCCUCCAUCCGUCAACCGCUCGUACGGGAGGGUAGUUUCAGCUCCCUCCUCGUUCUCCCGCGUGACCCAUCUCUUGAUCCUGCCAAUGUCGCAGACUGCAGAAGAUGCCAUGGCACCACAAAGUGUGUCAAUUAAUGGCGAUCGACCCUCGUGCUAA
Molecule: messenger RNA, 285 nt
Organism: Triticum turgidum subsp. durum (durum wheat)
Lineage: Eukaryota; Viridiplantae; Streptophyta; Magnoliopsida; Poales; Poaceae
Source: the annotation of a GenBank genome assembly